GUUGUCCAUAAAAGUUUACAUGUAAACAUCAUUUGAAAAGACAUAAGCAAUUAAUUCAUGAAAUGAAGUCGUAUGAAUGUAAUGAAUGUGAAUAAAAGUUUACAAAGAAACGUUAAUUAAAAAAGCAUUAAUAGGAUCAUCAUAAAAAAUAAUAGAAUAGUUAGAAUGAAUUCUUUAUGUGUUAAAAAUGUAGUAGAGUAUUUAUGAGAUUGAGAUCCUUGAAGAAGCAUAAUUUGAUAAGACACAAAAAUAUAAGAGCAUUUACUUGCGAGAAGUGUAAUAAGCAUUUUGCUCAUAAAUAAACAUUAAACAAACAUAUUUUAAGAAGUCAUAAAGAAAUUUGA
Molecule: messenger RNA, 344 nt
Organism: Paramecium sonneborni
Lineage: Eukaryota; Ciliophora; Oligohymenophorea; Peniculida; Parameciidae
Source: the annotation of a GenBank genome assembly